AUGUACGUUUGCAUUUGCUGUGGAGCUGAGGUCGAAAAAAUUUACACUCAAUACUCCAAGGAGAUAAUAAAUUUUCAAUUAUGUAAAAUCUGUGGUCGAAUUGUAGAUAAAUAUGUUGAAUAUGAUUUUACAAUUGUGGCAAUAGAUUUACUAGUUUGCAAAAUCGAGGCUUAUCGGCAUAUUCUUCGAAAUAUUGAAAUUCCUCGGCUCUUUCAUCUUUUACUCCUUAGCUGUCUUCUCUGUGGAUUUCUUGGUUGGAUAUGCACCGAAAACUUUGAUAAUUUUGACGUUAACAUUAUUAAUGCCACUGUGAAUUCGGAUUUGUAUUCCUCUAUUCUUUUAAAAACAUUAGUCACUGCUUUAUCCGGUUUCUUAUUAUACUCAUUUGGUUAUAUAUUUGGCCUAAACAUAUCAGUAAUUGGAAUCGUGAAGUUACUUGUCUUAACAAACCUAUGUUCAUUAAUAGGUCUUUUAAUGUACCCGUGGAAAAAUAUCCUUCUCGAUUUUCUUCCCUACACUUCUGUUUAUUUUUCCCCAAUUCUUACAUUUGUUUGUACAUUGCCAACUACUAUCCCCUCCUUCAGAGCUCUUACAAAUGCUUCUUAUACACUUUCACUAAUAAUACCUCUUAUCUCAUGUAGCCUUGUCUUUGUUAUUGAAAGUUCAGUUAUUAAAGAUCGUCCUUUCUAA
This is a messenger RNA of Rodentolepis nana, 690 nucleotides long. The record is from the annotation of a GenBank genome assembly. Lineage: Eukaryota; Metazoa; Platyhelminthes; Cestoda; Cyclophyllidea; Hymenolepididae.